UAUCGAUAUUUGGAUCGAUCCAUUCCGCCCACCUCUACCAGCGGGGGCCUCUUCUCAAGAUGGCGGCCUGUCCUUGGUGGAAGAAGGAGUGCGAUACAUUUUUAUGACAACCGGGGUUUAAAGAAGAAACCGAGGUCAAAAAGUAGACUAAAAGGAAUUGUUCCACUAUGGUAAUUUGCGGAACCUCCAAGAAAAUCUAUGAAAAGAAAAGGACCGUCAAAGUCAAGAAUAAUAACGCUAAUUGGCUAGCUAACUAGCCACCAGUCAUACAUGCAGGGGGGCACGGACGCCAUGGCUCCUCACCAGCUGGCUGUCAGCCUCCAGUCGGCGCCCUCCAUGAUCUCCCAGAAAGUGCAGUUAACUUACCAGCUGUUCUUGCUGGAAAAUGCCCGGAAUAAACUUGAACAAGACCUUCGCAACUUCACCAUCAAGGCCUAUAAAGAUGUCCAAGGUUACCUGAAUUCAUCUUGUCCCAGGAGCUUGUUCAGUGAUCUCUCAAAAGCUUUAGAUGUGAAAUGUCAAACAGUCGCAAAGGUUUCAGCUUUAUUAAAGGACCUCACAGCUGACCCGCAGGUUUGUCUCCUUCCUAAAGUUAAAAAUGGAGUCAGCGGAAAUCGGAUGCAGCAGCUUGGCGUCAAAGAGAUUCAGAUUACAGAUGUUUUUAAGUUUGGGCCCAUGUUAAAGAACUCACUGAUGGCGAGCUCAAUAGCAAAAGCAAUCCAGGUACUGGGAGCCAAGGUGUCUCUUCAGCAGCUACAACGCUUCCUCACCUCAAAGCCUGCAGCAGACUAUCAGGACGACAUGAUAUGCAGGCGUUCUUCGAGCCUCACCAGCACUGUUUUGACUUCCAGUUGUGAUUUUAAGGUUGAAGAAAAGCAGGUUGAUUUUGAGGAGAAGAGCCAAGCGGAUGCUGGGAUUUUUCCACCUGUCACUGAUGAGAGCCAUGACAGAAGGGCAGAGAGGCCUCAAAUACUUUUACCUCCCUUAAAAGCUGUUUUCCCCGAGCUCAGUAACCCAAAACCCAUGAACACCACACCACUAUUACACUGGAGAUGUGAAGAUGAUGUCAAGGUGCAAUACCAAAAACAAACAUCCUCCCAGCUGCUGCACUUCCUCAGAGCAAAAGUUAAAAACAUGGGUUCACUGGAGGUCACGGACAUGGAGUGGGCUAAACGUCCAUACACUUCAGAUUUACAGCAGCCUGUGUCACCUACCAUUACAACACAAAAACACCAGUUCAGUCACGUUGUCACCGAUCUGGUAGAAGUUCUUGCUCCAAAACCUUUGAAUGCAAAGUUUGAAACCCAAGACCCAGUCUUCAGAGUGAAAAAAGCAGAGUCAAGUGGCUCUCUCAUCUAUAGUUGCGUGAUUGCAACACAAACUGAACUCUGGGAUAUUGGAGACAUCUUCGGAGAGGUAGUGGAGAGGGGCUCUGAUCCUGGCCCCUUGGGAAGUGAAGACUGCCAAAAUAUAACUACUCUGCCAGAGAUCGUGGGUGUGAAUAUCCACUGGAAACCCAGAAGUCCCAAGUGCACAGACCCUGAACGUGAUAACAGUUCUGAUGGUGCGAAAAUGGCAACAACCAGCAGUUUAAAGAUUCCCGAUUUCCAGAUUCGAAGAUUUGAAGAGACUGAGGUUGUGGUGUCUCACACUGUGAGUCCGAGCAACUUCUACAUCCAGCAGGCAGACUCCCAUGAGAAGCUACAGGCCUUUGCCACAGACUGGAAAGCCAGUAAUUCAUAUGCUGAGCAGAACUGCAUUCCAGAUAUUGGAACCGUAGUAAUGGGUUGGUUCGCCAAGCGAGAACAAUGGUGCAGGAGCCAGGUGAUAAAGAUAUGUGGAGUGAGCAGAGAUGGUGCUGGGACAGAGACAUCCAUCAAGGUGGAAGUGAAAAGGUUGGACUAUGGUGACACUGCCUGUCUGUCACUGUCAAAUAUAAAGGAGCUGACCCCUGAAAUGGCUACUGUACCACUUCAGGCUGUGCAGGUUUCACUGGCUAAUGUGAUGCCUGUGAAUGGGAGAGAUUGGUCUGAGGAGGCAGUCGGCUGGUUCAAAGCGACUGUGCACAACAGGACCCUCUAUGCUAGGCUGUACCAACAGGAAGGCAAAGUUACAGUCGAGCUGUUCAUGGAGAAGGGAAAGCUCGGAGCCAUGAGGAGGGGUGCUUCAAUGUCUUUGAGACUGGCCCAAAAUGGACACGCCAUCCACAGCAAACUUAAGAAGACUAGUCUCAUUAAAAGAAACAGUGUUCAGCUUAAAGCCCAGAAACAGGACUCUGACUGGGAGAAGUAUCUCAUAUCAUGCUACACUCAAAGGAAGUAGUUCAGGUGUGUGUGUGUGCGUGUGUGUGUGUGUGUGUGAUUAUGUUGGUAUCCUUUUAUCCUAUUUGAAUGAUUGCACAACCAGUACUAAAGUUAAAAUGCAAGCUUACUGUACCAUGCAGCUCGAACAUAUAGUGUAUACCAACAUUGUUUAUAGUGUAAAACCUAAACGAGUAAAAUGUUUGAAUGAGGAACAAAAAUAUUCCGUGUAGACUGACCAUCUGUGUGCAACAUACAGUGGACUGAGUUGUCGCCAACUUGAAAGGCUAUACAAAGUUGAAAGGUAUUUGGGGAAAAAAUUAAAUGUAGAUUUAUAAAGGAUUGACUGGACUAGUACACAUUAAGUCAUGUGUGUGUGUGUGUGUAUAUAUAAGCUAUUUUGUGUAUUUUUAGUUCAUACAGUUAGAGCUGGAAAACUGUUUCAACUAAGCGUACAUUUAUGUUCUCUCUAAGAUGACUAAACGGGAAAUUUCUUUCAUCUUUUGUAUCUCAAGCUUUUCUUUAUGUACAGGGAAAGGAUACAAAACUAGUUUUGCUUGUUUUAUUUUGACUAUGUAAUUUGAAGAUAUUGGUUAACCUGUUCCCUUUCCUAGGUUUAAAAACAGAACUGUAUUUCAAGUCCUGAUUAUUUUUAGCCACUAGACGGUGCCAGCUCAGUCUGAUUACCCGCUCUCUAUUAAGUUGUAUUCCUAUCUAUAUUAUUACCUUAUCUGCAUGCUACAACAGGUCUUUUUUUGGUUUUGUUUUUUAAAUGUAUAAUUUUUCUUUGAUGAUCAUCACUGAAAAGCUUUACUGACUUGAUUAUAUUGUUCUUAUGCAAUGGCAAACUUAUCUUUAUUUUUGCAUAUUUGCCUUUGAAAUAAAAAUGUGUUCUCUACAAUUGUA
Molecule: messenger RNA, 3206 nt
Organism: Oreochromis niloticus (Nile tilapia)
Lineage: Eukaryota; Metazoa; Chordata; Actinopteri; Cichliformes; Cichlidae
Exons: 8
Coding region: 271-2322 (683 amino acids)
Source: RefSeq, a predicted model, not a curated record